Molecule: messenger RNA, 1354 nt
Organism: Diorhabda sublineata
Lineage: Eukaryota; Metazoa; Arthropoda; Insecta; Coleoptera; Chrysomelidae
Exons: 3
Coding region: 227-919 (230 amino acids)
Biological process (GO): proteasome core complex assembly
Cellular component (GO): endoplasmic reticulum
Molecular function (GO): proteasome binding
Source: RefSeq, a predicted model, not a curated record
AGGAAGUGGACUGUGGUUUAAUAAUUAUAAUCAUAAACCAAAUCCUGUACAAUUUUCAUAUAAAUAAUGAACUUUAUCACAAAUCCAUAUACCUGAUCGCUAUAAAUUAGACGGUUAGCGAAUAGACUGUUAUGUAAGAGGCCACCAAUAAAUAAUAAUAAUAAAGAAGCCGAAAAAUAUUUGGAGUUUAAUGAUUUUUCCAGUCACUAUUGUUUUAUUUUGAAAAAUGAGUUCUGUUUUAUUUGGUGAAAUUGUAGAACCCAGUACAAGAGCUUUAAUCGAUGAAGAUUUAGAAGAGUAUCCAGAAUACGUAGAAAUUACACCUAAAUGGGAAGGUAACUACGAAACUCCCCACGAAAUAAAUUCUCUUAUUGUUAUCGAAUCCAGAAUUGUAAGAGAUUUAUUAAACGACUGUAUUUUAAACAAUCAAAAACCUAUUUGUACACUUAUCAAUGGAGGAAUUGAUAUAUAUUCAUUUAAAGAAAAACAGUAUUUUGUAGUUUACUAUGAAGGAAAAGAAUUGAAUGCUUGUCAGGUAGUUGAAGCAAUUGAACAUUGGAUAUUGAAGGCAAAAAUUAUAUAUACAAUUAAAUCUGACUCUAUUUAUAAUUAUCAAAACCCAUUUCUUCUUGAGAAACCAGCAUAUAUUAUAAAAACCAUCUCAAAUAUUGAAAGUAACUUGAGUUACACAAAAUUGGAACAACCGAAUUUGGUAACAGGAUUAGGUGCAGCAGUAUUGUCAUAUUGCAUCCACCAACAGAUACCAAAAUGUACAUUGAUCAUCAUUUAUUUACAUCAGUCUCAACUAGAUUCAUUCAAUAGUUGGCCAAUUUUGGAUGUUUUUAAAAAAAUGGGUUUAUCUAUUCAACAUUGUACAAUUAAAGAUAGGGUGGUCAAUAUGAAUAAUUUGUAUAUGUAACUAUAAAUUUUUUAAUUAAAUUUUUUUGUCUUUUUCUUUUUAAAUUUAUAUAAUUUAUUUUUGUUGCUAAAUUUUCAUUUUAGGUUUCUUCUGAAUAAAAAUUAGAUUUUGAAAUUUUUAGAUUUUAGGUCUCAUUUUGUUCAAAAACACAAAAGUGAUAAGGGAACGGUUUAUUGGCCCUGGUAUAGGAAUAGCUCCUCUGCAGGGCUGGGGUUGUUUGCUGCUGUUUUGGUUAAAAAGGACGACCAAUAGCCAAAAGAAGAGGAAAAGAGAGCUCUAGUUUGAGUAAAAACAGUUAUCCUCCAUUUGGGGAUUCAUUUUCUAGGGCGAGGGGUGUCCCACCCAGGUAAAGGGAGAAAUAUUGUGUCUUGCAUUGUAUUACAUCAUGUCAAGCGGCCAUUAUAAUCGAACAGGACCGGCUUCAUGGUGUUUAAC